AUGCCGACAACACCAAAUAAGAAUUCACUGUCGCGACGAGCCCUACGUGCUACCCUGCGUUCGAACUCGAGCUCUACCUCGUUAGCUUCUCAGUCGACUGAUCUGACUAAGAUGGUCUCUGCGGAUUAUUCUUCUGCGUCUAGCUCAUCACAGUCACACUCAGGGUAUAAUACUACCACUGAGUCCGAUAGUGACGGCCGGGAGGAUGAGGGACCAGAUGAUCUGGACGAGGAAUGGGACUUCCAUCCGAAGGCUGGUGAAUCAGUAUGGGUUAAGAUGACAGUGUCUGAUCGAGAAGUCUGGUAUCAAGGACAAGUGCGAGGCAAACCACGUCCUGGCACUGUACGAGGUGGCAGACAGGGCGAUUUCUACUCUGUCCGAUACGGAACCAAGACGAGUAAACUCGGUUAUUUUGCGCCGCUGCUCGGAGAUAUCAAGCCAGACACCCGGCAGGUCCGGAGAUUGCUUGAAGAAGAGGGCCGGGACGUUGAGUUAUGA
Molecule: messenger RNA, 498 nt
Organism: Fomitiporia mediterranea MF3/22
Lineage: Eukaryota; Fungi; Basidiomycota; Agaricomycetes; Hymenochaetales; Hymenochaetaceae
Exons: 3
Coding region: 1-498 (165 amino acids)
Source: RefSeq, a predicted model, not a curated record